UGCUUCUAUAUUAAUGAGCGAUUCCCUCCCGGAACUCGCCAUUCCAAGUUUCUGAAGUUUCUCUCUUCUCUGCCCACCCAGCACCUAUCUUUCUGUCCUUGGUCUGUAUCAUUUUAACUUAAUUUUAGUGCAAAGAAAAGCUUGUCUAACCUUUCUGGUGAUUGCAUGAUCAGCAGGUGUUUUCGGAAGGGAGACACACAUUUUUGUAAACUUAGAUAUAUAUAGAGAUAUACCUCGUCAGUUUGGUGAGUUUGAAAAUGUGGAGGCUCAAGGUUGCAGAUGGAGGCAAUGAUCCCUACAUCUACACCACCAACAACUUCGUGGGAAGACAGAUAUGGGAGUUUGAUCCUGACUAUGGAACCACAGAAGAACGAGCUGAGGUCGAAGCAGCUCGUGAAAAUUUCUGGAAAAACCGGUUUCAGGUUAAGCCCAGCAGCGACCUCCUUUGCCGGAUGCAGUUUUUGAGAGAGAAGAAUUUCAAACAAACAAUACCACAAGUGAAGGUUGGGCAUGGUGAAGAAAUUACAUAUGAGACAACCACAACAGCAGUGAGAAGGGCUGCACAUUUCUUUUCAGCCUUGCAGGCAAGUGAUGGCCACUGGCCUGCUGAAAAUUCUGGCCCAUUGUUUCUACUUCCUCCAUUGGUAAUGUGUCUAUAUAUCACAGGGCAUCUUGAUACUGUAUUCCCUGGAGAAUAUCGUAAAGAAAUCCUUCGCUUCAUAUUCUGUCAUCAGAAUGAAGAUGGCGGAUGGGGAUUUCAUGUUGAAGGACACAGCACCAUGUAUUGUACAGUAUACAACUAUAUUUGUAUGCGUAUACUAGGAGUAGGGCCAGAUGAUGGCCAAGGCAAUGCCUGCCCAAGGGGGCGAAAAUGGAUCCUUGACCGUGGUGGUGCAACCUCCAUACCCACUUGGGGGAAGGCGUGGCUUUCGGUACUUGGUUUAUAUGAGUGGGCAGGAUGCAAUUCAAUGCCCCCAGAGUUUUGGAUGCUUCCUUCUUUUUUUCCUAUACAUCCAGCAAAAUUGUGGUGCUAUACUCGGAUGGUUUACAUGCCCUUGUCAUACUUAUAUGGUAAACGAUUCGUUGGCCCAAUCACCCCUCUUGUUCUACAACUGAGAGAAGAGCUCUUCCUUCAACCUUAUAAUGAAAUCAAUUGGAAGAAAGUAAGGCAUCAUUGCGCACAGGAGGAUCUCUACUAUCCCCAUUCAUUGAUACAGGAUUUGAUGAGGGAUGGUGUAGACCUAUUUACCGAGCCUUUUUUGACUCGCUGGCCCUUCAACAAGUUGAGGGAAAAGGCUCUUGAAACAACAAUGAAACACAUCCAUUAUGAAGAUAGAAACAGUGGAUAUAUUACCUUGGCAUGUGUGGAGAAGGUAUUGUGUAUGUUUGCUUGUUGGGUAGAAGAUCCAUAUGGGGAUUCUUUCAAGAAGCACCUUGCUAGGCUGCCAGAUUAUAUAUGGAUUGCAGAAGAUGGAAUUAAGAUGCAGGCCGUUGGUAGUCAGCUGUGGGACUCCAGUCUUGCUAUUCAGGCGCUAAUAGCUUGUAAACUCACAGAUGAAAUUGGACCCACGCUCAUGAAAGGACAUGACUUCAUAAAGAAAUCUCAGGUUAGGGACAAUCCUUCUGGUGAUUUUAGAGGCAUGUACAGACACAUUUCUAAGGGAUCUUGGACAUUCUCGGUUCGGGAUCAGCAUUGGCAAGUUUCUGAUUGCACUGCAGAAGGUUUCAAGUGUUGCCUCCUUCUCUCAGUAAUGCCACCAGAAAUUGUUGGGGAAAAAAUUGAACCCGAAUGGCUGUAUGAUUCUGUCAAUUUCAUGCUUUCCCUACAGAGUAAAAAUGGUGGCUUAUCAGCCUGGGAGCCUGCAGGAACUUCCAAAUGGUUGGAGUCGCUAAAUCCUACUGAAAUGUUUGAAGAUGUUUUCAUUGAACAUGAGUAUGUUGAGAACACUGCAUCAGCAAUCGACGCUUUAGUUUUGUUUAAGAAGUUAUACCCGGGACACAGGAAGCAAGAGAUAGAAAUUUUCAUAAAAAAUGCUGUACAGUACAUUGAAGAAAUACAAAUGCCUGAUGGCUCAUGGUAUGGUAAUUGGGGAGUAUGCUUCACCUAUGGCACAUGGUUUGCACUAAGAGGGCUAGCAGCUGCUGGCAAGACGUACCACAACUGUCUUGCUGUUCGCAAAGCAGCUGAUUUUCUACUCAAAUUACAGCUAGAUGAUGGUGGUUGGGGAGAAAGCUAUCUUUCAUGCUCAGACAAGAAAUAUACACCUCUUGAAGGAAACCGGUCAAAUUUGAUACAGACUGGGUGGACUCUAAUGGGGCUACUUCAUUCUGGACAGGCAGAAAGGGACCCAACACCUCUUCACCGAGCAGCAAAGCUCUUGAUCAAUUCUCAAAUGGAAGAUGGAGAUUUUCCCCAACAGGAAAUUGUUGGAGCUUCCCUGAAGACUUGUAUGAUACACUAUCCAACCUGUAGGAAUAUUUACCCUUUGUGGGCUAUUGCAGAAUACCGCCAGUUGGUUCCAUUGCCUUAGGCUGCAGCUAGCAUGCUUUCUGAAGCAUAUAUAUAUAUAUAUAUAUAUGUGUGUGUGUGUGUGUGUGUGAGAGAGAGAGAGAGAGAGAGUACCAAUGGAUGCAGUUCAGUCUCUUUUGCUACUUUGUGUCCUUUUCCUUUUUUCUUCUACCAUUGUUGAUCAUGUGCUCAUGAAUUGAUGGACAAUGUUGAAUAUUCUUUGAAUAAUCUAAGUUCUUGAGAAGUUUUUCUUGUGCA
Molecule: messenger RNA, 2767 nt
Organism: Vitis vinifera (wine grape)
Lineage: Eukaryota; Viridiplantae; Streptophyta; Magnoliopsida; Vitales; Vitaceae
Product: beta-amyrin synthase
Exons: 18
Coding region: 258-2531 (757 amino acids)
Biological process (GO): triterpenoid biosynthetic process
Cellular component (GO): lipid droplet
Molecular function (GO): beta-amyrin synthase activity
Source: RefSeq, a predicted model, not a curated record